Molecule: messenger RNA, 1951 nt
Organism: Cladocopium goreaui
Lineage: Eukaryota; Dinophyceae; Suessiales; Symbiodiniaceae
Source: the annotation of a GenBank genome assembly
AUGGGCUAUACCAUUGCACACGGCAAGAAAUUGCCCGAUGCCAAAGUGCCUCCCAUUGGUGUGGUGACCUGUCGCAGUAGCCCUCGUGGGCAUAUGAUUGUGGCCUCUGCACGCGACCCCAUGGUGAUGGGCAAGGUGCUGCUGUAUUUCAUCUCCAAGCAGAUGGAGGUGCUCCAGCUUCAAAGCAUCGGCUGGAGCGAUCCCCUCAGCCUGGCGCCCAAGAGAGACGUAACACGUGAUAUCUUGAUCACCGACAUCGUGCCAACGCAUCACUUUCCUCAAGAGAGAUCACAAGAACGCUUGUUUCUUGGCAAAAUUCUUUGUGAUCUGCCGGGAAUUGGAGCCCCCGAAGCGCUUGGUCGCGCAUGUGUGCGGAACCUCCUGCCCAACAAUCCUGUCAGCUGCCUGUGUGGCAGCGCCAAAUCUCGAGUCAGUCGAUGCUAUGUAGGUUGCAAGAUGGCGAUGGUGCAGAUCAUGGAGUGGCGGGAUGACAAGACGACCCGAGCUCAUCACCUUGGCAAAGUUCAGAUUCCAGGAGAAGAUGCCAGCGUGGUCACCAUGAGGACCUUCUUGCGAGGAGAGGAGGAAGUGCUCGCGAUCAUGUUGGAGCAUGCCAUCUAUGUGCAGGGCUUGGUCUUCGGCGCCGAUGGCAACGUCUCGCAAGAACGAAGCGCCAGCCUGGCAGUGUCUUUGACAUCCUUGGGCUGCUCACAUCCUAGUCUUGUGGCCAUGAACAACGGCCCGAAGUCCGCUGCAGCUGUGCAGGGUUUCUUGCAACUGGCCUGGGUUGAUGAGGACACCCUCCGCGUGGGCUCGGUCAAAAUGGACGAAGCGGCCACCUUUGGUGGCCGUAAAGUCACGCCGAUCAAGGAGGAAGCCAAGACUGAGCAACGCAGGCCCAGCAUCGGCAAUGACCGUGGCAGCCCAAUGACCACCCCACGAGGUGGAACCGUGCGGAGGAAACCCUUGAACGGAGCAGGGAGCUUUGCACCGCGUCCUGCGUCAUCACGAGGAGAGAGCAACACCGGCGUGGAAGGUCGCAAGGAGGGCCGCCGUAUGGUCAGUGGGCCUGCGGCCAGGUCCACCAACAGCACUCCUGGCUCAGCAGGAAAAGCCACGGUGGUGUCUCACGUGGCUCGCACCGUGAAGCGCAAUCCAAGGGUGCCAACCAAGGCCUCGGAGGAGGGCCUCGUUUCCGCCGCCGCCAUGGUGGCCAGUGAGGGAGAGCUGCAGGCUCGUAUCGAUCGUGUGCCUUCGCCCGCGACGCAGCGGCAGAGGUCUUUGGAGGCGGUACACCAUGUGGCCUCCGCACAAACCGAUCGCCAGGAGCCCCGCGCCCCGGAUGAGCAGUGGGCUGCCAAGGUGGCCCGCUACCAACAGCAUCAGACCUGGGCUCCGCCGGCUGGAAGCAGCACCCCCUUGUGGCGUGUGAAGGGUGCUGCCACCUUGAGCCACGUCGGCCACGUGAAUUCUGUGAAUUCCAAUCCUGUGAGCCACAUCACCAGGGGUCCUUCCCUGGACCUGCAGCCAGCGGUGCAAGCGGUGCAAGCGGCCUUGCAUCCGCCAGGAACCAGUGCCUCGCAAGCAGCACCGCAGUCGAUCCAAGGUCUUUCUUCCUGGCCCACGGUUUGGGUCCCACAAGCGAUUCCGGCCGCGCCCCUGAGCCGUCACAGCAUGGGCCAAACGCUGGCGCCUCAAGCUGUCAGCGCAGUCAACCCGAUGAAUACGCAGGCCAUGCUCCGUGGCAUGGUGGCACCAGUUUCAACCCAGGUGGUGCUGGAGGAUCUGGAUCCCUUGGAUCCCCUGAGCAGGUCACGCCGCAAUCAGCCGUUCGUCCAAUCCCUUCCGACUGCGCACCCUGCAUUUCUGCACCGCUGGCCAUUCCACUAAGCCACCAAGCAGCAACUUACAGAAAAGACAGACAGGAACAAACAAUAAGGUACUGUAACAC